Molecule: messenger RNA, 1530 nt
Organism: Cercopithifilaria johnstoni
Lineage: Eukaryota; Metazoa; Nematoda; Chromadorea; Rhabditida; Onchocercidae
Source: the annotation of a GenBank genome assembly
AUGAGUUAUGCGGCAAUUUUUGCACAUUUAUCCAAAUACGUUCGUGGAUGCUACUACACUAAUUGGGCGCAAUAUCGACAUGGAGUAGGCAAAUUUCUCCCGGAAGAUAUCCCAAAAGGCCUAUGCACUCAUAUUCUUUAUGCAUUCGCCAAAGUUAACGAGGAAGGCAAAUCAUUAGCAUACGAAUGGAAUGAUGAAGAUAACGAAUGGUUAGAAGGGAUGUACUCACGUGUGAUGAAGCUGAAAAUGAACGAUCCAGCACUGAAAAUUCUUCUUUCCUAUGGUGGUUACAAUUUCGGAUCAUCAACCUUCACUGCAAUUGCAAGGUCAGAGGAAAAGCGGAAAUAUUUCAUUCAAUCAGCUAUAGAGUUUCUCCGCAAGCAUAAAUUUGAUGGAUUCGAUUUGGACUGGGAAUAUCCAACCGAUGUGGCUGAGGAACAUGCCAAACUUGUUGAGGAAUUGAAAGCAGCGUUUGUGGAAGAAGCCAAGAAGUCUGGCAAGCAACAAUUACUUCUUACUGCCGCUGUAUCAGCCGGGAAAGCGACUAUUGAUCAAAGCUACAAUAUUCAGUCGCUUGGAAAAAAUUUCGACCUAAUAUUUCUGAUGUCGUAUGAUUUACAUGGCACUUGGGAGAAGAAUGUCAACUUACACGGGAAAUUGUAUCCAACAGGCGGGAAAAAUUCUGGAACUGAUGUCUUGAAUACCGAAUUUGCAGCAAAUUAUUGGGCAAGUAAGGGUAUGCCGAAGCAGAAAAUUAUCAUUGGAAUUCCGACUUAUAGCCGUGGAUGGACAUUAGACAAUCCUUCAGACACAGCGAUUGGAGCAGGAGGUAGUCGUCCGUCGUCAGCAUCGGCAACAUAUCCCUCUGGCGGUGCUGCAGCUUAUUGGGAGAUAUGCAAAUAUUUGAAAGAAGGUGGCAAAGAAACGAUCGAUAAACGAAGUGUUGGAGCGUAUAUGGUAAAAGGAAAUCAAUGGCACGGUUAUGAUAAUGAGGAAACUAUCAAAAUUAAAAUGAGAUGGCUCAAAGAAAAAGGUUAUGGCGGUGCUUUUAUAUGGACUCUUGAUUUCGAUGAUUUCAAGGGUAGAAGUUGUGGCAAAGGUCCAUAUCCGUUAAUGAAUGUUAUCAAUAGUGAGCUUCGAGAUGGCUUCAUAGUUUGGGUGAAGAAUUUGUUACCAUUUCGUAAUAAUUUAUUGUAUGAUAGAAAAAUGCCGCUAUCAUCAACGUUGGCAAUAAAAAGAACGCAAAUGACUUCAGGAAGUAAUGAAAUUAAAAUGACGAUAGAUAGUGCUCUGAAGACCAAAAAUAUUAAAAUUGAAAAGAUUGGAAGCGAUCUUGAGACAGUAUCGGAAUCUUCUGGUAUGAAAUGUUUCGAAUCUAACGGUUUGUUUCCGCAUCCAAAUGAUUGCCACUUAUUCAUUCAUUGUGCAAAUAACUAUCCACACGUGAAACAAUGUCCGCAACGUACCUUUUUUAAUAAUAAUGUCAAAGUUUGCGAUCAUUUGGUAAAUGCGCCUGUUACAUGCAAAUAA